Molecule: messenger RNA, 1724 nt
Organism: Ricinus communis (castor bean)
Lineage: Eukaryota; Viridiplantae; Streptophyta; Magnoliopsida; Malpighiales; Euphorbiaceae
Product: AP2/ERF and B3 domain-containing transcription factor At1g51120
Exons: 1
Coding region: 747-1724 (325 amino acids)
Biological process (GO): regulation of DNA-templated transcription
Molecular function (GO): DNA binding; DNA-binding transcription factor activity
Source: RefSeq, a predicted model, not a curated record
AGAACGACGCAUUAUAAAAAAAAGAGAUUUGCUAUCUAAAGAUAGUAAAUUUCGUAACAUAUAUGUAGAAAAGCUAUUAAGAUGUAAAAUGAACAAACAACUAAUUAACAAAUACGAAAAUUUAUUUUUCUAAGAAGACAAAUAAGAAUAUUAAUAUAAUAAAAAAAGAUAAAAAAAUAAAAAUAGUUGAGGAACUUCUUUUGAGAAAUCCAAAUAAAUAAAUAGAACAAAAUGCACAAAAGAUUUCUCCAGAGAUUUUAUAAAGUUUUCAAAAAUAUUAAGGAUAAUAAAGUAGUAAAAAAAAUCCUUUUUAAAGUUUUAAAAAUGUUUUAAAAUGUUUUUGAAAAACUUCAGUAUUAAAAACGUAUGUUGUACGAAAAUAUUAAUUUUCCAGAGGUUUCCGUAUAACCUAGGUUUUUUUAUUAUUUUCCUUUUGAGGUUUAGAGCAGUAUUCCUACAGACACCUUCCAGAAAUGAACAAUCCUCUCAUUAAUCCAUAGAUAGAAAAAAUAAACCUUUCAUUGCAUACAUUACUUGAAAUGCUAUAAAUCUUAUCUUUAUAGCUCAGAGUUACCAUAACCAAGUCUUCAGUGUGCUGUAUGAAUUUAAUAUCUAACCCUACCACCUACGUCCUUUCUGCUUAUAAAUGGACAAUGGCUUAGCAUGGUUUCCGCAGUAUAACCAGUUCUCAUUCUCCUUUGUUUCCUAGUAUUGAUCUUUUCUCGAGAUUUGUACAUUCAGAUUCGAUGGCUAGUCCGAACUCAAAGAUGAUCGUCAGCUUGAAUCAGCAGAAUGAGAGUUAUAGCAGCUGCGUUAGGGGGUCAUCAUCAAAAUUCAGAGGAGUAAUUUUGCUCAGAAGUGGCAAAUGGGGCGCGCGGAUCGCCUAUAAGUACAAGGCUUAUUGGCUAGGAACGUAUGACAUAGAAGAAGAGGCAGCAAUCGCUUAUGAUAGAGCAGCCAUUAAACUACAAAGAAGUGAUGCUCCUCUUAACUUCCCCAUGCCAAUUUACACAGUCCAAGAAACCAAAUUCCAAGGUCAGUACUCGAAUGAAGAGAUCCUUGAUAUGAUCAAGGACAAAACUUACUUGUCUAAAUAUGCAAAUUACCUUGCAAAUCAAUCUUUGGUAAGAGAAUUUGCAUAUGAACAGGGUAUAACAUAUCGAAUGCUUUUCCGAAAGGAAUUAACACAAACUGAUGUUACUCACAUCAAAGGCUUUCACAUACCUAAAGAUCACGCAAUAGAGUACUUUCCACCACUUGUUGGUGCAAACUCAGGAAUCGGUCAUGAAAAUGGGAACAAUAAUAAGUCCAUUGACUUAAUCUUUUACGACAAACAUUGUCGUCCGUGGACUUUUCGAUAUUCAUAUUGGAAGAGUACACAAACAUAUGUGUUUACAAAAGGGUGGAGACAUUUUCUAAAGAUGAAUGACUUGAGAACUAAAGAUUCUGUAUUUUUCUAUAAAUGUGAGUAUCAGGGGAAGACGGGUGGAAGAGUGUUUUACAUGAUAGAUGUGCUGCGAACUAGUAUCCAAAGUUAUGCUGUUGGUCGGAAUUUAGAGAAGGAAAUAGGUCAGAUGAAAAGAGUAGAGAAUGAAGAAGAUGUUGAUGAAGUUAUGGAAGAAGAGGAGACAAGCAAUGGAGUUAAGCUUUUUGGUGUUCAUAUCAGUAAUGGAAAACCAGACCAUAAGCGAAAAAGAGCUCAUGAAUAUCAACAUCAGCUUUAA